Molecule: messenger RNA, 2468 nt
Organism: Peromyscus californicus insignis
Lineage: Eukaryota; Metazoa; Chordata; Mammalia; Rodentia; Cricetidae
Product: NOP protein chaperone 1-like
Exons: 4
Coding region: 108-374 (88 amino acids)
Source: RefSeq, a predicted model, not a curated record
CCACAGUUGGCCCAGGCAAAUGAAAAGCUACGAGAGGAAAUGGCGGCUGGUCCAGCUGAUGGCUUCAAUAUUGAGAAUAUUGAUGGACAUCCGGAAACAUCAUACAGAUGGAUGUGGCCUUACUUGAGAUGAACCGGUCAGAUUCAAAAGAAGAGGACAGCUCAGAAGAGAGCUCACAGGACGGCCCUGAGGACAGCUCAGAGUCCGCAGAUGAAGACUGCGUCCCCUCCGAAGUCACCAUAGACACCAUAAAGCUUCUGAAUGCAGAAGUUCCUGUCUCUGUCCCGAAGUCGUCCUGUGUCGCGUCCCCGUUGACCAGCAAGGAAGACGCAACACCAGGCUCUUCUCCAAGCAGUGUACUCAGUUUUCUAUAGGAAAGCAACUGAGAAGAAUUAGAAACACAAAGGCAAAUUUUUCUCUUGUUCCAUCACUGUUUUCCAAAAGCAGAAGAGACAUCUCAAACAAUGGUUCACAGAAAAUGAUUUCACUUAAGUCCUGUAUGCCUUGAAGUGACAAUAUAAUGCAAAUCGUUGCAUAGGAUGGUCCCCUCACUGGUUAUAUGCAGCUAUGUGAAAUAAUGGGUUUCUUAACCUUUGAAACUUGUGUAUAACUAUGAUAAGCAGGCCAGAAUAGGGCACCAGAUCCCAUUACAGAUGGUUGUGAGCCACCGUGUGGUUGCUGAGAAUUGAACUCAGGACCUCUGGAACAACAGCCAGUGCCCUUAACCUCUGAGCCAUCUCACCAGGCCUCCCCUCAUCUCUUUUUAUCAAGAUAUAAUCUGAAUUCAAAAAUAGUUUUAGGGAUAAACAGAGAUGCUAUGACUACACAAAUUUGUACAACAGAAUAUUACUACUGAUUCAUAUCUAAAGUAACCUGUAUCCCCAAACCCUAGUGAACUAGAACUAAAUGUACUAGAUGAUUUUCUGUUGCUCGCUGUUUUGAACUUUGAAAGUAUAAGAGUAGUCUACCAAUUUGGCCUCUGGCCACUGGGACCUUGGUUAUGUCACAUCACAUCAAACAGCAUCAUGUCUGGGACAUGAAUGGUCGACUACAAACCUCAUAAGGUUUCCCUUUGCUAUCUAUACAAAUAAAACACAGUUGUUGUGACAUGUACAAUCUUAUUCAGACCCCAAACACUGACUCUAAUAAGUAAUGGGUUUUUGUAUUUACACCGUACAGAUAUUCAAAAUGGUUGCCAUGAAGUAAUUUUAUGAACUAUAAUUUGAUUCAUUGCAAAUUUGCUUUAAAUGUAAGAUAUUUUUACAUUAUAGCCACCCACCAUGCUAACUUAACUGCCUUCUCUGUGUGUUGGUGUUGGUGUUGAGCGUUGACGGGGCUGGCCUGUUUUGUUACUACCUUCUUUAGAGGUGGUAGUCUGUAAAUACUCCCUGCCACUCCCUGCCAUUGCCACCCGGCAGGUGUUCAAGAGUUCUGUCUUCUUGGGGGGGGGACAUUUUUGUUAUCUCGGCCCUGGUUUCCCUGUCCGUGAAUGCUCAAGGCAUGCCCCGGAAGAGAGCCUUACGGAUACUGCAGACCUCCCCACGCCCACCCGCAUUCAUUCCCGUUCUUCUCUGGCAAUCGAGUGUGCAGGUUGUUGCCUGCACGCGCGGCGGUGCCAUGGCUGGAGGCCGGUCAGGCCGGGUCCAUCCUGCCGUCAGUGAGAAAAGUCUCUUCUCUAGCGAUCUGAGGAAGGUGCGUGCUCUUGCGGUCUGUUGGGGUUCCCUUCUGCAUGGUCCCCCUCGACUGCCUGCCCUAACCGCCCUAUGUGUAGCUUUGGCCGGGUGUCCACCCUUGCCCGUCUCCGGGGAAUCCCGAGUGUUUGUGCCCCUUUGGCUGACCGAUAGCCUGUAGUCGAAAUUACUAGUAUAAACAGAAGGAAAAUAGGGCUAUGUAUCCCCACAGGCAUCAGCACUCUGGGAUUUUUUUACCAGACUCAAAUACACCAUCUCCGACUUCACUUGAUAAAUCAGAAGCAGCAUUUCCAUCAGCCAUAGACAUUUCCACUGGAUGAACACACCUCUCGCUAUCCCACACUGGUAACUCAGCAUCUGGAGGAUAAACACACACAGCUCCCCUUACCCUAGCCAGAAUCGGGGCAGCGUCUUUCCAAAUACCUCUAGACAGAUCUUUUCACCUAACCUGCGCCUGUUCCAUAGGUCGGCCCUGAAAAUGUCGGGUUGUGGCUAUAAGGUGUAGUGAGAAGCCAUUCCAGCUUUGAUCUGGAAGUUCCAAACCCAUUGAGGCUUCGGUAACUGUCAUGCCUACAAGGCGGGGCCUAGAGAGGACCCUGAAGACUCGAGAUCUGGAUGGGCCAGCUCUCUUUGUUCCUGGACCCUGGUCGCUGGAGGCAGACCGAGCAGAGUUCUCCAGAGAACACCGCCGGACUGCGCCACACCUUUGCGAGUCCCCUGUUACCUAUCCCUUCACUUGUAAGCUACCUCACAAAAUAAACCUCCAUUUUAACUACA